Cuscuta campestris is the source of this 1243-nucleotide messenger RNA. The record is from the annotation of a GenBank genome assembly. NCBI's taxonomy places the organism in Eukaryota, Viridiplantae, Streptophyta, Magnoliopsida, Solanales, Convolvulaceae.
CCCAUCUUCUUCCUCCUCCACCGGGUCAUCUUCACCCGAUUUUGAACAUCGGUCGGUUCCCAACACCACCGCCCCUGAACCGUAGCCGGUUAACCAAAUGCCCGGUCAGGUUUUUCAGGAGAGGGAUGAACCGGUUGACGAUGAGCCGGCUCCCUAUGACCCUGAUAACGAGUCAUAUGAGGAAUGGGUGAACCGGCUGGAAGCAGCCGGUUACUUUCCCCUCCCUACUAGCUACCCCUCAGACAUUUUCCCCCAUGUUUCCAAGAUUGCCCAAAACAAGGUUCGUAGGAAUCUCCCGGAGGGGUAUGUCCUUGAAUUCGACCCCAGCUGGCCGAACAUUAUCGAGCCUCACCGGGAUGAUAGAAUAGGCUUCCACAUUACUUCUUUGGAGAGUGGCACCGUAUUCCCCCUCCGUCCUCUCCUUGUCGAGUUGUGCCAUUGUUUUAAGAUCCUUCCCGGGCAAAUUACGCCCAAUGCCCACCGUUUCCUCAACGCCUUUGUAAAUAUCUGUGUUGAACUUAAGGUCGACCCUUCCCUUCGCCUAUUUCUCUUCUUGUUUGAAGUCCUUCCCGAGAUGAAUUUCAAAGCGUUCAACAUCCCGACGAAAAAGACCGGUGGCUCUUCCUCUGCUGCCCCCAAAACUGUACCGGUCCAACAGGAACCGGUAGAGAUCCAUUCUGAGGAGGAAACUCCUCCGACCGGGAGGACCGGUCAGGCCGGGAAGACCACGGUAAACCCUCCCCUAGACAAGGGGAAGGGGAAGGACCUGAUAGCCCGGCAGCUUGAUGAGUUGGCCAAUCUUUCUGCGAUUGCCGGGGGGGCCAAGGCAGAGACCCUCCAGCUGAAGGAAGAGAACUUGAAGCUGAUGGAGGACUUGGAGCUGAAGGAGCGAGAGUUCCCCGGCAGGGCCAAGCAAUGGGUGGGGGAGAACUUGGAGGAGACGGCCCAGGUGAUCACAUCUACUCCGGAGGUGACGAUGGAGGCCUUUAAGUUCAUCUACCAGGAACCCAACGGGAAGGAAAUGGUCACCCAGGUUGGGUCCUACGGUUUCAUGUCCGGGCAGAAACGAGACCGUGAGGCUACCUAUGCAAUCUUGGCUGAGCGGGACCCGGCCUUCUCUACCGAUGCUUAUGGCCUGGCCCCCAUCCCUGAUGAAGAACCCGAGCCCCCUUUCCCCCUGGAAUGAACUCCCCGGCUGCGCCCGGUUAUUUUUGUACAACUUUCAGACUUGAAAUUUCCCCAG